Molecule: messenger RNA, 2728 nt
Organism: Mya arenaria
Lineage: Eukaryota; Metazoa; Mollusca; Bivalvia; Myida; Myidae
Product: prion-like-(Q/N-rich) domain-bearing protein 25
Exons: 15
Coding region: 16-1569 (517 amino acids)
Source: RefSeq, a predicted model, not a curated record
UGAAGUUAUAUUAAAAUGCUUUUUACAGGCAAGUUUCAUCCAUUAUACGCACUGCUUUUAUUUCAGAACGCGAUUUUGAAAACGAGCUUUCUGUUUGCUGUUUUGGUGAUUGUUGCAAACGUGCAACUAACCAUAGCAGUUGCCCUAGACGCCACGUGCACCUUCGACUGCGAUUGCACUGUGGCAAAUUCAAAAUGUUCUACUACGUGUGUUUGUGCCGAUGGUUACACCAAAGAAAGCACAGCGUGUAAAGCAAACUACGGUACGGCUUGCACAAGUGACCCGGACUGUAUAACCAAUGGGAAAUGCGACCUCUUUAGUAAUCCCCAAGUUUGUGCUAUAAAGGAGGGCGACACAUGCAAUGAUGGCACUACUGACAAUUCUGCCUACUGUGUCUCUAACGCCGCGUGUACAGGAACGGCCAACACAUUAUGUGCAUGCAGCUCCGGCUACACUGUAGAUGCAACUACGAAACUUUGUGAGGCGGACACUGGAACAACUUGCGUGAGCGCAACACACUGUUCCACUGGCGUAUGUGAUACUAAAAUUUCCCCAGCGAAGUGCAAAAUCGGACAUGGGGAAGAUUGUAACGACGGCACUUUAGACAAUUCUGCGAGCUGUGUCACCGGCGCUGCAUGUCCUUCAUACUCAACUACUGCUGUGCAGUGUGCAUGUGAAGCUUCCUACACGGCAGCUUCAACUCUUUGUGGUUCAAAUAUUGACGUCGCCUGUGCUGCGGACACUGACUGCAUCGCAAACCAUGUGUGUGAUACAUCGCUAGUGUGCAAGAAGGAUCUCGGUCAGAAUUGUGGUAGUAACGCUGAAUGUGUAUCACCUGCAACAUGUGCUACGACUUGCAAAGUGGGUCUCGGGGAAACCUGUGCUGCUGAUGCAGAUUGUUCAGCCGGAUUUUGCGAUACCACUGUGACGCCAAACAAAUGCUUGAUCAAGGCCACCGAAGCUGGAUGUACCACGGACGACCAUUGUGUUGAAAACGCUCAGUGUACGUCUAGUUCCUGUGCAUGCAAAUCUGGCUACACUAAGGAUCAUGCAUCUACAGCUACAUACUGCAAAGGAAGCGUUGGUACGACAUGUGCAGCUCUGACAGACUGUGACCAACUGACAACUUUGAUCUGCGAUACAGCACUGGCAACCCCGGUUUGCAGGAAAAAGAUGGCAGACUGCUUUGCUGAUCAAACCAACUGUGUAGCAAACAGCGAGUGUGACGCAAGCGCCUGUUCAUGCAUGACUGGUUUUACCCUAGACGGAACAUCAUUCGUCUGUGGAGGAGAAAUCAGCAAGUCCUGUGCAAAUCAUGGAGGCUGUGACGCUGCUUCUAAUCUUGUAUGUAACAUAGGUGGAACAUCGACCUGCAAAAAAAAAGCAGCAGCAGCAUGUACCUCUGGGCAAUGUAUUACGAACGCUGCAUGCGAGUGCAGCGUUUGCGCUUGUAGUUCGGCGGCUACAGCAUCAGCAAUUGGCUUGUGUGAAGUGCAAAGUAGUGCAACAAUGGGAGCUUACAUCUCCGCAUUCGUACUUACGUUCUGCCUUCUCGGCACCAGGAUAUAGGCUACCGCAAUACCAUCCCCACGAGUAUUUCGGAUAAACUAAUUAUCUUAAGGACAUAAUUGCUGCAGUGAAAAUAUAAACUUUAUAUUAUAAAAUGAAAAACAACAACAAAGCAACAAAUUAACAAAGACAUUUUGUUUUCGAUGUACACAUACCUUUCCAAAUUAUUAUAAAAUCCAUCAUAUUCGUUGAUUUUUUUCUCUAAAAUAAUUCUUGAAAACAUACUAUGUGCAUGUAAUUGUUAACACUCAAACGUUAUUUAUGUAAAACUUUGAUUGCUUGUGCUUAUUUCAACUUGAAGACCGGCUUUAUUUCGAUGCAAUGUUUUUCCCCUAACAAAAAAAAAUGUUCAUUUUUUCAAUUCGUGACAUGUUGCAAUGUAUUAAAAUUCAUUGUCUGUUAGAAUAAUAUUUUACGUGUUACUGACUUAAACCUAUGGUCUUACAAAACAACGUAACUAAAUGAGCACUUAGCGUCGUAGUUACCUUUAAUUGUAAAUAUAGAUUGCUGUGAUAAAAUGAUAACUAUCUAUUGGCAAACAUGAAGUUAGCGAGUUUUGAUAACCAUCGGGUACAUAAUAUUGACAGAAAUAUUAUUUAGUAGAAUUUAUACACUUAUUUUUGUGUUUUAAGCUAUCCAUAAUGUAAACUAAAAUGUCAUAUUAAGUGCCCGUUAUGUCGAUGUCGACUUGCAGACGACGUCGUUUGCAAAUAUUAUUGUUCCCUUUUUUCGCCAAUAGCAACUGACCUUCAAGUAAACUGUUACAAUAGUAUGAAGAUAAAAUCACGUAAAGUAGUUUAAGAUUAAUCUUCUUAAUAAAAUGAGCAGUAAUUGAUUGAUUAAAUGACGUCAAUUUACUGGGCAGUAGAAUAUGAACAGGCCGUGUGCCAGUAAUUUAAGUGAUGGGUGAUUUUGAUGAUAACUGUUGAUACAUUGUACUUGAAAGUUAGUAUUGAGUCAACUGACAACACAUGUUUUAAAGUCUAUAUUGCAUUGAUCUUUAAUCAUGUGAACUAGGUUAGGACGAUCGCCUGUUAAGCGGUCUAGUGAAUUACCAGUAACAGUUACUCUUGCAAAAGGCAUUCUUGUAGCUAUUGAAAACUGGAACAAAAAUAUGAUGUUUUUUGUGUACUUAGAAAAAUAAAACUGUUUUAAACUG